AGCGGUCCGGGCGCGCCCAGGCCACCGCCUCCAGUCCGUUCCCCCGGCAACGCGCGGCCGUUCUCAGUAGCCGGGUCCAUGGACCAGGGGUCGGCCGCCGGGCCCCACCGGGCUCGCGGCCGCCUCGGCGCGCCGUCCUGCGGAGCGCGGGCUCCGGGGGCACCCUGGGCACGCUUCUCGGCCUGGCUGGAGUGCGUGUGUGUGGUCACCUUCGACCUGGAGCUGGGCCAGGCGCUGGAGCUGGUGUACCCCAGCGACUUCCAGCUCACGGACAAGGAGAAAAGCAGCAUCUGCUACCUGUCCUUUCCCGACUCCCACUCAGGCUGCCUCGGGGAUACUCAGUUCAGCUUCCGCAUUCGUCAGUGUGGAGGGCAGAGGCGCCCCUGGCACACGGAUGACAGGCACUGUGACAGUGGGGCCCCCGUGUCUCUGCAGAGGGAGCCGGCACACUACUUUGGCUACGUGUACUUCAGGCAGGUGAAGGACAGCUCCGUGAAGAGGGGCUACUUCCAGAAGGCCUGGGGUCCAGCCCUGCCCUGCUACACCUGGGGUUUUCUAAUAGCCUGGAGUCCUACGUCAGGCCAUUCCUGGGAAGUCGGUGGGACACCCUGCCCUGGGCGACCCUGGAUGAGCCGGGCCUCAGGGGUCCCCGCAGGGUCCCAAGGGGCUGGGGCGACAUCUCACCGGCCCCGGGCCCUGCAGUCUCUGGUGCUGGUGUCCCGCCUGCCCUUCGUCCGGCUGUUCCAGGCGCUGCUGAGCCUGGUCGCCCCAGAGUACUUCGACAAGCUGGCGCCCUGCCUGGAAGCGGUCUGCGAUGAGAUUGACCAGUGGCCGGCCCCUGUGCCGGGGCAGACCUUGAACCUGCCUGUCAUGGGCGUCGUCCUGCAGGUGCACAUCCCAUCCAGGGCAGACAAGCCUGAAUCCGGUCCUCCAAAGCAGUGCAGCCACGAGAACCUGCUACCAGCCCCGGUCGUCCUCACCAGUGUCCAUGAGCUGGACCUGUUCAGGUGCUUCCGGCCCGUGCUGGCCCACGUGCAGCUGCUGUGGGAGCUCAUGCUCCUCGGGGAGCCCCUGCUGGUCCUGGCGCCGUCGCCCGCCGUGUCCUCGGAGAUGGUGCUGGCCUUGACCAGCUGCCUGCAGCCCCUCAAGUUCUGCUGCGACUACCGCCCCUACUUCACCGUCCACGAUAGCGAGUUCAAGGAGUUCACGACGCGCACGCAGGCCCCACCAAGCGUGGUCCUGGGAGUCACAAACCCUUUCUUUAUCAAAACGCUCCAGCACUGGCCCCACGUCCUCCGCAUCGGGGAGCCCAAGAUGCCAGGGGACCUUCCCAAGCAGGUCAAACUGAAAAAGCCCUCAAGGCUGAAGACCCUGGACACCAAGCCAGGCCUCUACACUGCGUACACGACCUACCUCCACCGAGACAAGGCCCUGCUCAGACGACUGCUUAAGGUACCGCUGGGGGGCGCUCCGGGGGCGGGGAAGCUGGGCUCGGGUGUGAAGGGGGCGCAGCCGGCCUGCUGCGGCUCAGCCCUCGCCCCCCAGGGCCUGCAGAAGAAGCGGCCGUCGGACGUGCAGAGUGCAGUGCUGAGGCGGCACCUCCUGGAGCUCACGCAGAGCUUCCUCAGCCCUCUGGAGCACUACAUGGCCAGCCUCAUGCCCCUGCAGAAGAGCAUCACGCCCUGGAAGACCCCUCCCCAGAUCCACCCCUUCCACCAGGACGACUUCCUGCGCAGCCUGGAGCACUCGGGGCCCCAGCUCACCUGCCUCCUCAAGGGCGACCGGCUGGGCCUCUACAGGUGGGCGGACAGUAGGCGGUUUUUCAAGUCCCCCCAUUUUGAUGGCUGGUACCGACAGCGGCACAAAGAGAUGGCCCAGAAGCUGGAGGCCCUGCACCUCGAGGCCAUCUGUGAGGCGGUGAGGGGGGCGCUUGGCUGCAGGAGAGCGCAGAGGGAACAUCGAGAUCUGGAUGAAGGACAAGUCCGAGGUGGAGGUCGUGGAUCUGGUCCUGAAACUUCGGGAGAGGCUGGUUCGGGCACAGGGCCACCAGCUCCCCGUGAAGGAGGCGACGCUGAAGCGGGCGCGGCUGUACAUCGAGACAGUCAUCGGCUCCCUGCCCAAGGACCUGCAGGUCGUCCUGUGCCCUCCCUAGGAUGGGGCCCAUGGCCCAGGGCCAGGGUCUGGCCGAGCUCCCCUCCCCCCAGUCAAGCACGAGCUCCCCCACCCAAGCUCCCGGCUGCCCCUGGCCCUGGACCCCCACCUGGCACCACCAUCAUCCCAGCAGACAAGGUGGCAUUUGGAACUACAGCCUGGCCCCUGACUGUUGGCGGAUCACGUGCUGGCAGCGCCUCCCCUCCCCCUGGGCCCCACCUGCCCUCUCCAGGGUCUUAGGCAGGGGUGGGGGGCAGGCUGUGAGCCCUGCUGAUCUGAUCUGGGCCAAGGCCACGCACCCCUCCAGGAGCCCAUCUGCCCGAGCCCUGCAGGCCCAGGCGUUGCAUCUGAUGCGUCCUUUAGACCCACCAGGCUGCCCAGCUCAGGACGGAAGGAGGCGGCUGACAGGCAGACCGCUCUCCUCACACAGCCCGCCCCCGGCCGGUCUUGCCUGGGGGCUGAGGGGGGACCUCGCCUGCGGUCGGUCGGCGCUUGGGAGGGGAGAAGCCACUUUGCCCGGAGAAGAGCUAUGCCCUGUGGUUCGCUGGGAUGCCGCCAGGACCCGCAUGGCUGCCAGGCGGGUCCAGGGCAUUGUCUUUGUUCCACUCCAGGGACACCCCACUGGGCACCUUCUCCGUUCGCUCUGCCCUGCGCCGCUGCUCGGCUGGCAGGCCCUCGGGUCGCCCCCGUGUCCAUGCAGCCCCACAGGCAGCGAGGGGCUUGGACUCUAGCCUGACCAGGCCCCUGCAGCCAGAGCCCUUCACAGCCACCGCGGCCUUGGGGCACCAAGCUCCUCGGCAAGGAGCGAAAGUCCCUCGGAAGGGAUCCACGCCCCCACGUGACACCUUGGAGCGCUGGGCCAAGCGAUCACCGGUGUUGCCAUCAGCACCAUCAGAGCUCAGCACAGAGUGGCAGCACUGCCAGCUGGCGGAGGGGGGUGGGGGUGGCGGGGCAGGGGGUGAGGCGUGGGCCCAGAGCCGCAGGCCUUUGGGUCAGUCCCACCGUAUCCAACCCCAGACGCCUCACCUGAGGCACAAGGCCUCGUAGACGCCCGCGUGGGCCUCGGCGGCAACCUGAGCUGAGUCCUGGCUGCGCGAGGUGGUGCGGGAGGCAGGCCGAGCGGGGGGCUUUCCCUUCUCUCCUGAAUCCCCACAGUCCGUGUCCCGGGAUGGAGCACUGACGCAGCCACUCCUCCCAAGCGGGCUUCGGUGGGGCCGCCAGACGACAGCAGGCGCUGGCCUCAGAACUGCCAGUGUCGACUUGUCCGGCCCUGACCACUGCCUAGGACAGCCCGGCGCGUCCCCAGCCCGCAGACAGCUGAGCUCGGCCUGGUGUGUGACUGCAGUCAGGGGACGGAAUCGAGGCAGCACAGGGAGAGACAAGCUGGAGGCCCUCAAGUGAGGAAGGACGUUGUGGCCCCAGUGCCGCUUUGGACAGCCUGCCCUGCUGUCUGGCCUGGAGGGGUGGCCCACGGGCCGUGAGGGGUGUGCCCCAGCGCAUUGCACGGUCCCCUCCCUUGGCUUUCUGAGGGUGGCUGCAGGUGAUGGAGGGCUGCAGGGGAGGGGCUGCAAGGGGGCCUCCGCAAAGCCCUCAGGGACUUUUGCCUCCAUCAGCCCAGGAAGGCACAACCAGAUUCCCCUGAAUCCCUGCAUCCUCCCUCGAGGACUCUGCUUGAGUCCACGCAGCAGCCCCUCACAGCGGCUUGUCCUCAGGAACACUGGUGCAGGGGGAUGUCGGGGGGAGGGACGCCUGGCAGGGUGGGCAACACUGCCCAGGGUGGAAUCCAAAGCUGAAGGGUAGAGGUGGGAGGAGGUCCCUCCCCUGGGGUGCCUGGGGCUGUGGAGGGGCCUCCUCCUCACAGCCUGACCCCCCUGCCCAGACGAGGCCUCUGAGUACAGCGUAGCCUGCGGGUGCGGGCCGGGGGUGGAGUCCUGCUAACUCCAUCGUCUCCCCCAUAAGCCCCCGGGUUCCCUCUCAGGAUCAGGUCAGCUCCGGCUGGGCUGAGCCUCUGUCCCCCCACCAGGCUGGGGACAGGCAGUGAGGAGGGAGGGAGGGGCAGGAGGGUCAAAAGAGGCAGACCCCCCACCUACCAGAGCCCCGUGGACAGAGGGCCUGGGCGGGCAGGAACCAGUGGUCCAAGAGGGCGCUGUGGUCGGCGGCCAGUGUGUGAAGCCGCCUGCUUUUGGGGGUUGUGUGUGGGCCUGGUGUGGUGGCCGGGAUGGGGGUGGGAGGGCAGUGGGCUGACCCAGGGACAGGAAGGACGGUCUUCACCCCCAAGCUUCCUGCACUCUAUUUAAAGACUCCGCUUUAGUCUGGGAUGGUGGACUUCCCACAUCUUUGCUAUUAAAAUGUCCUGUGACACAA
This is a messenger RNA of Balaenoptera ricei (Rice's whale), 4515 nucleotides long. It is a transcript of the gene DENND6B, whose product is annotated as DENN domain containing 6B. Bases 79 to 2391 code for a protein of 770 amino acids. The record is from RefSeq and is a predicted model, not a curated record. NCBI's taxonomy places the organism in Eukaryota, Metazoa, Chordata, Mammalia, Artiodactyla, Balaenopteridae. Gene Ontology annotation, cellular component: recycling endosome. The transcript is spliced from 19 exons. Gene Ontology annotation, molecular function: guanyl-nucleotide exchange factor activity.